Wasmannia auropunctata (little fire ant) is the source of this 1259-nucleotide messenger RNA. RefSeq names its product V-type proton ATPase subunit D (gene Vha36-1). The record is from RefSeq and is a predicted model, not a curated record. The transcript is spliced from 4 exons. Gene Ontology annotation, molecular function: proton-transporting ATPase activity, rotational mechanism. The coding region runs from base 70 to 807 and encodes 245 amino acids. Gene Ontology annotation, cellular component: proton-transporting V-type ATPase complex. Lineage: Eukaryota; Metazoa; Arthropoda; Insecta; Hymenoptera; Formicidae.
CCUAGACUUCCGGUUUCUCAUGUCAGCUGAUCAAUCCCGUUCCUGUCUGCUGAUGCACAGUAGUUGAGAAUGUCAGGCAAAGACAAAUUACCGAUUUUCCCCUCUCGGGGGGCCCAGAUGUUGAUGAAGUCUCGCUUACAAGGAGCUCAAAAAGGACAUGGAUUGUUGAAAAAGAAGGCAGAUGCACUGCAAAUGCGUUUCAGAAUGAUACUGGGGAAAAUCAUAGAAACGAAAACUUUGAUGGGUGAAGUGAUGAAGGAGGCAGCCUUUUCACUAGCCGAAGCAAAAUUUGCUACGGGCGACUUCAAUCAAGUGGUUUUACAAAAUGUGACGAAAGCACAGAUCAAGAUCCGUUCUAAGAAGGACAACGUCGCCGGUGUGAAUCUACCAGUAUUCGAAUCCUAUCAGGAUGGGACAGAUACUUACGAACUAGCAGGUCUGGCCAGAGGUGGUCAGCAAUUGGCUAAACUGAAGAAGAACUAUCAACGGGCCGUGAAACUGCUCGUAGAACUGGCGUCGUUGCAAACAAGUUUUGUUACUCUGGAUGAAGUUAUCAAAAUCACGAAUCGACGUGUCAAUGCUAUCGAGCACGUUAUCAUCCCACGAAUCGAGAGAACGCUAGCCUAUAUUAUUUCAGAGCUCGACGAGCUUGAAAGAGAGGAGUUCUAUCGAUUGAAGAAGAUUCAGGACAAGAAGAAGAUUGCCAAGGCAAAGGCUGAAGCAGAAAGAGCAGAAAUGAUUGCAGCCGGACAAAAUUUGGACGCUGCAAAUCUGCUCGAAGAGAGCGAUGAUGAUGUUCUGUUUUAAAUACUGUAAAUAAUACUGUUAUAAAUUUUAAGAUGUUAAUAUCUAAAUAGAAAGAACACAUAAAUUUACGUCGGAGUCACGACAGUCUCGUUUGUACAUUUUAGAGAAUGUCGUUGGCAAUCCCUUUUCCGCUUUAAAAAAGCCACUGUUACUAUUUUUGUUUAUUUCUUGAAAAAUACAUUUUAUAGUAUUUGUUGUGCAGUAAUUUGUAUAAAUAAUUAAUUAUGUAUCAUGCCGUAUAUAUAUACACAUGUGACAACAACGCUGUUACUUCUUAAAAGUAUUCCGAAUAUUUUAAUAUAUUCUAAAUAACGACGAGUAUUUUAAUUCUAAAUAUAAAUCAAAUCAUUCCAUCAUCAUUUAUAUCUGGCUUUUAUGAUGCGAGGAAUUGUACAAUCCGAGUAUAGUAAUGAUUACAAAUAUAUAAUAAAUAUAUGUAUGUAUAUAUAUUA